GAAAUACAUUCAUUUUAAAUCUUAUUUUUUCACGUUUAACCAUUUCAGAAACUGAUGCUUGGGAAUGAAUUUGUUUCAAAAACAGACGAGCAUGACUUUGAGGAGUUUUCUUCGUAGGCUGGGCUCUCAUGAGUCGGCGAGCAGGCCCUGCCCAUAUCUGGAGCUGCACAGUAACCUGAGAGAAGAGACCACCCCGAGAAAGGGGGCAGAGCGACAAUGGUGUGUGUGUGUUUUACAUCAACACAGCUUGAUAGAAAGAAUAAGGAAAGCAAUUGAGAGGUGGGGGGCGUUAACUUUUGGUAAAAGAGRGGCAUGCGAGUUGAGGGAGUUUCCAAAGUUUUCAAAGCAGACUGCAAACAUUAGACUUCAGAAUCUGCAGGGCCUCAAGAUGUAGACUACACAGUCCUGCUGGAUGGAAACCACAUGUGAGCUGGGGUUUUAGCAGAAACACUUUUCACAUGCAGGGCUUAGAUUGCAGAAAAAUGGGGUAAAAACUAAGAAAAGGAUAUAGAAAAAUAUAAAGAGCCAGUGAGACGAAGAGGACAAACUCCCAGAUGGACAUGUGCAAAGAUCGAGUCCCCCUGGGCUUUCUGCUGCGUUUGAGCAUCCUGCUCACUGCUGUGUGCCUCGGAGUUCACCUGUACCUGGACACCAGUUGGCAGGGUCCUCCUGCACCCCUGGCUUUGGGACGCUCCAUGCACUCAGAUCAGAACUGGGACCAACAGACCAGGAGGAGACCGGUCUCUGCAGAGGCUGUGGAACACGACAGAACCGUUCAGAUCUCGUUUGUGCAGGCUCUGAAGGACGACAGUCCCAUCAGGAGGAAGGAUGGAGACAGAGAGGACCUUCUUUCACCUCUCCAGCCACGCAGAAAGUGUGCUUCAUUAGCCGGUGAGGAAGCUGCCACAGAAACGCCUGCUGCUAACUGGGCCGCGUGCCUGGACCCAACGUUCAGCCUGAUCCAUCGAAUACACAGCAAACACUGCAGGGUCUACUCUUUCGGGUUGGAAGUGGACAACAAGUCCCUGGAGCGUCUUCUCUCAGGAUCAGGCUGUGAGGUCCACUGCUUCGAUCCCAGCCUGGAGCAACYCCACCUGCAGAGAGCCAACAUGUGGUUCCAUCGACUCUCUGUACACUGGAGGGAUCCCAGCCCAGCUGUUGCCGGCAAACACCAGUACGCAAACACCAAGAARCUGGCCACCAUCUUCAAUGACUUCGGACACAGAGACGUGGAUGUCCUAAAAUUCGACAUGGAGAGCGCAGAGUGGAAGAUUUUGGAGAACCUGGUCCUGGAAGGGGUCCUGGCUUCGGUGGGUCAGCUGCUGCUGGAGCUUCAUCUGCACUGGGCGGGAUUCGAGGUGGGAGGCGACGAUCCGGCGGUGGUGCGGUACUGGUUUAGCCUGCUCAAAGAACUGGAGGGCGCCCACUUCCACCUGUUCCACGUUCACAGCGACCCGGCCAAACCUCGCCUGUUUCUGCACAAGAACGUCCUGAACGCAAGCAGCGCUUACAGACUGAGCUGGGUGAACACACGGUGGACGCCGACGAGGACAACAAAUAAACACAGAAAGUAAAUUUAAAUACAGCGGGCAAAAUAAGUAUUGAACACGUCACCAUUUUUCUCA
Molecule: messenger RNA, 1625 nt
Organism: Austrofundulus limnaeus
Lineage: Eukaryota; Metazoa; Chordata; Actinopteri; Cyprinodontiformes; Rivulidae
Gene: mettl24
Product: methyltransferase like 24
Source: RefSeq, a predicted model, not a curated record